This is a messenger RNA of Pseudovirgaria hyperparasitica, 2074 nucleotides long. RefSeq lists its product as uncharacterized. The record is from RefSeq and is a predicted model, not a curated record. Gene Ontology annotation, cellular component: SCF ubiquitin ligase complex. The transcript has 2 exons. Bases 183 to 1751 code for a protein of 522 amino acids. Lineage: Eukaryota; Fungi; Ascomycota; Dothideomycetes; Acrospermales; Acrospermaceae. Gene Ontology annotation, biological process: SCF-dependent proteasomal ubiquitin-dependent protein catabolic process. Gene Ontology annotation, molecular function: protein binding.
AUCGCGCAGGAAUCGGUACAUCGCACCGCUCUUCGCAGCAUUCCCUUCUUAUUUAUUAACCUAGACCUCCGAUUCGCAAACCCCUGCGCCUGUCGUUAUGGAGUUCCUGUUCUUCAAGAUAUCAUCUCAAGAAUAGUAGAGUACCGACAAGUCGUCUACCGUGACGUCACACCCCUCACGCAAUGGACCAAAAUCAAACUGAAGCCGAACUCGAAUCGUUCCGCCAGCGCUGGCGCGAAGAAGUGAAAGCUCGCAAAACUCCCAAGGCAGAAGCCUCUACGGCCUCUACGGGCUCCUAUAAACCGCAGUAUGAGGGAUCAGCGAAGGCACCUCUGCCACGGACAAGAGAUGCGGGCAAGCAGCGGCAAGAGCAUGAGGCUGAUGAUGAUAAAUACCAACCAUCCAGCUUUCAUGAUAUCAAGCCGCGUGAGACUGGUCUGCGGUUGUCGGAGAGCAGUUCAGCAGCAGCAGCGCGUAGUACAGAGCCAAGCUCGGCCCUAGAGCACUACGAGGAGGCUGUAGCUAAAGAGUCCAUUGGUAAAUUGGGAGACAGCGUAUCACUAUACAGGAAAGCGUUCAAGCUCGAUGAUCGCGUCCACGAAUCAUACAAGCAGAAGCAUUUCCCGGUCUCCUCAUUCCCCCCAAAGCCGAAACCAGCUCCCCAGACAGCCUCUCAGUCACAGACUACAAGCAAAAAAGCUUCUGCAGUGAAACCAGACAACUUGACCGGCUUGUCCUCCUCUCUUGUCGACCUUCUCUCCGACUUCUCCAGCCUCAAGAUUGAAGGCGAAGUCCCGCCGACAGAACUAUCUCCAGCUCCUCCAUGCCCAAUUGCAGAUCUACCCGAAGAACUCCUCACAGAAAUCCUGCUCUAUGUAGCAGUACGCGACGUCGCAUCCUUCGUCCGCACAGCACAGGUCUGCAAGAGACUAGCUUAUCUUGUCCUCACCGAAGAGCGCAUCUGGAAACGCGUCGCACUGGGCCACGAGUUCGGCAUGGCGGCUAUGCACUAUUCCUGGGCCUGUCGCAUCAACGGUGAGCCCCUACUAGCCGACGAGGACCGUCUCCUAGGAUUGUCCGACGAUGAUCAGGAGGCAGAUGAGGAGCUGUACAAACCCGAAGAACCAUCCCCUGCCCCACCACUCACCCUCGUCCCAGCAACUUACCCAACCUACCGCGCCAUGUUCCGCCUGCGCCCACGCAUCCGCUUCAACGGCGUCUACAUCAGCACCGUAAACUACACCCGCCCCGGCGCAAGCUCGCCCAGCCAAGUAACCUGGAACACCCCCGUCCUCAUCGUGACCUACUUCCGCUACCUCCGCUUCUUCCGCGACGGCACCUGCAUCAGUCUCCUCACCCUCGCCGAACCGUCCGAUGUCGUGCACCAUCUCAUCCCAGAGAACAUGAAACAAAAGCACCAGGGCAAUCUUCCCCAGUCGGUCAUGAAGGAGGCGCUCGCUGGACGGUGGAGACUUUCGGGGCCGGAUGAUGCGCUUGCGAAGGCUGAGCAUGCAGAGGAGCGCGAGGCCGAGGGCACGCUGCAUAUUGAGACUGAUGGAUCCGUGCCGAAGUACAUGUUCCGCAUGGCCUUUUCGCUGGGCUCGGCCGGGCGGGGAGCGCGCAAUAAUAAAUUGAAUUGGCAGGGGUAUUGGAGUUAUAACAAGACGACGGAUGACUGGGGGGAGUUUGGGCUGAAGCAUGACAAGCCAUACUACUGGAGUCGGGUGAGGAGUUUUGGCACGGGAUUAUAGAUGACAUGUACACAUGCCUAGGCAAAUGCGAUUUCGAAAUGAUAGUGCAUUGUGUCAAGGUACAUGACCGGACUGUCUACGUGCCCGCCGUCCCGCACCCUGCCUGGAUCCUGAAAUGGCUUUAUCUGGUGGCAAUAAUCUUGGCCCGCCCGCAAUGACCCCGAAUCGCUCACUCAUGUGCUCAUUCAUCAUAAGCGCCGUCAUUUCCCACGUCUAUCGCAAACAAUGCCUCAUCCUGGUACAUUGUAGCUCACCUCCGCUGCCCCCACAGACCCGCCUGUGUCUCCCUAAUCCGCCUCUCCUGCUCGCGAAUCAUCUCCUCA